Messenger RNA from Penicillium brevicompactum, 195 nucleotides. RefSeq lists its product as uncharacterized. The record is from RefSeq and is a predicted model, not a curated record. The transcript has a single exon. The coding region runs from base 1 to 195 and encodes 64 amino acids. Lineage: Eukaryota; Fungi; Ascomycota; Eurotiomycetes; Eurotiales; Aspergillaceae.
AUGGCAAUACAGGGGACUUUCAAGAUCCUGAUGGCAUCAUUGGCCACAGAAUCUGGCGCAGCACAUGGCAUCAACGCCCCUGGAGCAGGAGUGAUCGAUCAUUGGGUAAUUCUCGAGGAUGGACAGGGUUCAGGGCUCAACAAAGAAAAAGGUAUGCAUGGCCAAGGAUCCAACACCCACGAGGCAAAGGGAUGA